AGUCGCUCGAAACAGAAUGGGUUGCACAGGGAAUGUUUGCUCGGCUUUCUUGCUAUGAGUAGUUUCAUGUGAUCUAAUCUCCCUGGUGUUUGCUCUCUGCCUGCUGUGAGCCGGUCGCUUGAGAAUCGGCGUGAAAGGUGGACUGAUGAUAAGACAGUUUGCAAGUUAUUUUGGCCGGGAAAAUAAUUGAGGAUCUUCAUUCCGAUCACGGCAGAACAUGUCGGCGAAUAUCUUCUUGUUGCAUAGUUGCGUUCCAUGGUUCUUCAACGAUCAAAGGUGGACGGCGAAUUCCCCCGGAGUCGGCAGCGUCAUUGACUUGGAUGACUAAGUCCCGCCAAGACCAGACUUAGAUCUAAUCUAAUAUCCGAGAUCAAAGAUACCUCCGAACCAUCUCCAUAGCAAAGGACAGCUUACGUCUCACAGCCAGCUCCAGCAUUGGCGUGAAGCUUCACGACCAACACAACACAAUCACAACAAUGAGGUUCCUAAGCACCACGAUAACCUCUUUCCUGCUCUCGAGCGCAUGCCUAGUGUCUGCCGCAUCAUCAUGGGGAUUUGAAGAUGCCACAUUGACUGUGCAGACCAAAGGUGCGGGCGUCGGCGCAGGCGUUAAGGAAAAGCUUAGCUCCAGUGCCCCUCUUGCGAAAUCCGUAAAAUUGGGCGCGACCGAUACUUUGAAGCUCCUUAUCACCACCACCGAUGGCAAGAAAGCGAAGCAGCCUCACCAGGCAUUCCUAACAUUGACCGACCCCACAACCGGUGUUGAGGAGUCUUUCGUCUUCAGCGUCAAGGAGAGCGGGAAAGGCAAGGUCGAUUUGACCCAGAAGGAUCUCCCCUUCCAGUUCCUCACUUCCUCAAAGCCAAUCCCCGCCUCCAUCGUUAUUGGCUCAUUCGGCAGCUCAACUCCCUACCAAGCCAGAGUUUUCGAUUUGAACAUCGCUCGCGAUCCUAACGUACCUCUUGCCGUCCCCGCCGCGCCUGAACGCUACACUGCGGAGAACGAGAUCCACCACAUCUUCCGCGAUGAUCCAAAAUCUCCCCCCAAGAUCAUCACCUUGGUCUUCACUGCCGCCGUGCUCGCUGCUGUCCCCAUUCUCCUCGGUGUAUGGGCAACUCUCGGUGCCAAUCUGAACCACCUCAGCAAGGCCUUCAGCAACGCUCCCAUCUCCCACGCGCUAUUCUUCGGCUCCAUCCUCGCCAUGGAGGGCAUUUUCUUCUUGUACUAUACCACUUGGAACCUCUUUCAGACCCUGCCCGCCGCAGGUGUCGUUGGGCUCGUCGCUUUCUUGAGCGGAAGCCGCGCUUUGACCGAGGUGCAGGAGCGUCGUUUGGCUGGACUGCGUUGAAGCGCGCGAGUCGAUUUAGGAGAAGCAAUGUCAUGACAGAAGAAGCGUAUGUGCAUGUAUAUGUGAAGCAUUAGUUGCCAUAUCAAUGGACACAUCCAAAAGUUCUUGCAAAUCAUGGUAGAGCGAAGCUGCGGUGUUGGAGGCCACGGGAAAGAAUCCGAAUGACUAGAGUCGUCAUUCCACGAAGAUAUGUAUUCAUAGCAAAAACAUGAGAGAAGAAAACUCGCGAGGCCGAGAAAGAAAUAUAUACUCGAUGUGACGCGA
Aaosphaeria arxii CBS 175.79 is the source of this 1610-nucleotide messenger RNA. RefSeq lists its product as uncharacterized. The transcript is spliced from 3 exons. Gene Ontology annotation, cellular component: oligosaccharyltransferase complex; membrane. Lineage: Eukaryota; Fungi; Ascomycota; Dothideomycetes; Pleosporales. Bases 477 to 1346 code for a protein of 289 amino acids. Gene Ontology annotation, biological process: protein N-linked glycosylation. The record is from RefSeq and is a predicted model, not a curated record.